AUGGGGCGAAUCAAUGAUGCCUUUACUGUGGUCUAUAUCGGUAUCGCUGGUGGGCUAUACCUAAGACCCGAGUAUGCCAUACUCAACUCCAGGCUUCUUUCUAUAACCCUCCUCCUCGUCGCAAUAAUCACGUUCAAGAUAUUGUAUCAAUUUUCUCUUUAUCCGAAAUACUUCACUCCACUGAAGCACAUUCAGACACCAAAGGAACGCACUUGGCUGCGGGGCAACACCAAGAGUAUCUUUCUGGAAACGCCCUAUGCAGAAAUCAGAGAAUGGAUUCACACCAUGUCCAACGAUGAUAUCAUCCGUUAUUAUGUUGUCGGAAACUUGGAACGUGUGAUGUGCACCAGUCCAAAGGCCCUGGGCGAGUUACUCGUCACUAAAGUGUACGACUUUGAGAAGCCCGAAAUCUUUCGGAAGAGUUUCCGCCGUAUUGUAGGCGAUGGUAUCCUCCUUGCCGAGGGUGAAGAGCACAAGAUUCAGCGAAAGAACCUAAUGCCAGCUUUCGCCUAUCGCCAUGUCAAGGACCUAUACCAAGUAUUCUGGGCGAAGAGCAAAGAAAUGGUCAACAUGAUCCAAGAAGAUCUAGACGAACCCAGCAGAAAGACAGGAUCUCACACCGAUAACACAAUCAAAAUCGACACAUGGGCUAGUCGAACAACAUUGGAUAUAGUCGGCAUCGCAGGAAUGGAUUACGACUUCGAUUCUCUACGACACAAAGACAGCGAAGUCAACCGAACCUACCGCCGAAUCAUGGACCCACCAUCAACAUCCAUGAAGAUCCUCUUCGUACUCGGGAUGCUGAUCGGCAAACCCGAACUUGCCCAGAGCCUCCCAACAGCCCGCAACAAAGAAAUCCAAGAAAGCGGCGAAGUAAUCCGAAGUGUGGCACGUCAAAUGAUCCGACACAAGAAAGCAAAGAUGGAAGACCCAACAGCCGAAACAGGCAUUGAUAUUAUAUCCGUGGCAUUGAAGAGCGGCACCUUCGACGAAGAAAACCUAGUCGAUCAAUCCAUGACCUUCCUCGGUGCCGGCCACGAAACAACAGCCACAGCCCUCCAAUGGGCCAUCUACGCACUAUGCAAACACCCAGACGUACAAAGCAAACUCAGAGACGAGAUCCGCUCCAAUCUCCCCUCCAUCAACGACAAUACACCCAUGUCCGCAGCCUCAAUCGAUAACCUCCCCUACCUAAAUGCAGUCUGCAACGAGGUACUGCGCUACUACCCCUCCGUCCCGACAACAGUCCGCAAAGCCGUCCGGGACACAACACUUGGAGGCAAACACAUUCCCAAAGACACGACUUUAAUUCUAUCGCCUCGGAUUAUCAAUCGAAUGGAAGAACUCUGGGGCGAAGACGCAGACAAGUUCAAUCCUGAUCGAUUCAUGGGACCUGGCAAGGCGAAUACAGGAGGUGCAGUGAGUAAUUAUGCUCUGCUGACUUUCUUGCAUGGUCCUCGCAGCUGUAUUGGGCAGGGAUUUGCUAAAGCCGAGCUUGCUUGUAUGGUUGCUGCUAUGGUUGGGAGAUUCCAUAUUGAGUUGAAGUUUCCUGAUGCCAAGUUGGAAUUGAGGGAGGGUGCUACUGUCUGUCCUAGGGAUGGGGUUGUUACUUUGAUGACCCCAUUGGAGGGGUGGUAG
Molecule: messenger RNA, 1638 nt
Organism: Penicillium salamii
Lineage: Eukaryota; Fungi; Ascomycota; Eurotiomycetes; Eurotiales; Aspergillaceae
Source: the annotation of a GenBank genome assembly